This is a messenger RNA of Clupea harengus (Atlantic herring), 520 nucleotides long. RefSeq names its product COPI coat complex subunit zeta 1 (gene copz1). Gene Ontology annotation, cellular component: COPI vesicle coat. Bases 92 to 490 code for a protein of 132 amino acids. Gene Ontology annotation, biological process: intracellular protein transport; intra-Golgi vesicle-mediated transport; retrograde vesicle-mediated transport, Golgi to endoplasmic reticulum. The transcript is spliced from 6 exons. NCBI's taxonomy places the organism in Eukaryota, Metazoa, Chordata, Actinopteri, Clupeiformes, Clupeidae. The record is from RefSeq and is a predicted model, not a curated record.
AAGAAUACGAGUUUCCGUUUCCGUUUUGAAGGGAAGUGAGUGGACCAAUGAAAUCUAGUUUGGCAAGUUACCUAAACAUUUAGCUACAGCGAUGGACAACGCAAUUUUGGAACCCUCUUUGCUUACAGUUAAGGCAGUCCUUAUUAUGGACAAUGAUGGGGAGAGACUGUAUGCCAAGUAUUACGACGACACAUACCCCUCUGUAAAGGAACAGAAAGCCUUUGAAAAGAACGUCUACAGCAAAACACAUCGAACAGACAGUGAGAUAGCCCUUCUUGAAGGUCUAACUGUGGUUUACAAAAGUAACAUCGAUUUAUAUUUCUAUGUGAUUGGAAGCUCACAUGAAAAUGAGCUAAUGCUAAUGGCAGUCCUGAAUUGUCUGUUUGACUCUCUCAGUCAAAUGUUGAGGAAGAAUGUAGAGAAAAGAGCACUGCUGGAGAACAUGGAGGGUCUGUUUCUAGCCGUGGAUGAGAUUGUUGACGGAGGGUGAGUGGAACUGGAACUGUUACCCUCCCCUGAG